AUGUCACACGGCUAUGGCGGUGCGUGGCUCUGUCCUAAAGGCGUGGAAUGCAUGCUGGCCACGGUGAUCGCUAUUCGGCUCACGGCUGGUCGGCCGGUGACUCCUCGGGAUAGUUCAGCCCCGCUACCAUCGACACGCACCCGCAAGUUUCGCUCGCGCUGCGCCCGUGGAGCAGCUGCUGCACGCUCCAGUGCUCGCCGCUCGAUCUCCCCCCCUCCCCCCCCUACCAGCGACCGGGCCCCCGCGCCGCCCUUGCGAAAAAUCAUAAUGCAAUUGCCAGGACGCCCGGCGCGGAACGCUCCGCUGCGUGGUUCCACCGCCAGCACGCAACCAGUCCACACUCAAGUGCGUUCAAACUCACACGCCGUCCAUCACGAUGGAUUGGCCGCGUCGGUACUGAUUUCACCAGCGGUGCUCGGU
This is a messenger RNA of Iphiclides podalirius (scarce swallowtail), 420 nucleotides long. The record is from the annotation of a GenBank genome assembly. NCBI's taxonomy places the organism in Eukaryota, Metazoa, Arthropoda, Insecta, Lepidoptera, Papilionidae.